This is a messenger RNA of Rhincodon typus (whale shark), 831 nucleotides long. RefSeq names its product ubl carboxyl-terminal hydrolase 18-like. Bases 55 to 831 code for a protein of 258 amino acids. Gene Ontology annotation, biological process: protein deubiquitination. The transcript is spliced from 7 exons. Gene Ontology annotation, molecular function: cysteine-type deubiquitinase activity; cysteine-type endopeptidase activity. Gene Ontology annotation, cellular component: nucleus; cytosol. The record is from RefSeq and is a predicted model, not a curated record. NCBI's taxonomy places the organism in Eukaryota, Metazoa, Chordata, Chondrichthyes, Orectolobiformes, Rhincodontidae.
UCAUACAAUGAAACAAACAGGAGAGAAAUCUGUUCUGGAGUUUUCAGUCGUGAAAUGUACAAUCAAGAUACACGUCAUGGAAUAAACAAAGGUCCCAGAAAGGAAUCCACAGAAAGAAAACCAAAAAGAGACGCAAGGCUGCAUUCUUCAGAAAACACAAUAAAUCGUGUAACAUAUUAUGGUAACCACAAACAAAACACUGUUGACCCAGACUAUCAACAAAUGUUUUCCAGAAUUUCUUGCAACAAUCAAACAUUUGUGAGACUCGCCAAUACAAGCAACAACUGUUGUGUAAAUGCCCUUCUGCAAACCUUAUUUAUGAUUCCAGAAUAUAGCUGUCUACUUUCAAAUUGCCAACAGAAAGGCCUUCUGAUAAAAGCCAAUAGCCACAUUCUAUAUCACCUUGGCAAAGUAUUCCAGCAACUGCACAACAAAACUAAGAGCACUGUAUCGCCUGAUAAAUUUAUUCGGUGCUUGGUGUUAAACCAUAUUAAUGUGGGGAGUCAGAUGGAUGCUGAGGAACUCUUCCGUUCACUCUGUAAUCUAUUACAAGACCAGUUGAAGAAGACAAUGUUUAACAGAUUUGUUGAUGAUUUGCAUGUGCUAACCAUUGAGGAAUAUGGAAAAUGUUUAAAAUGCCAAAAUGAAUUCCAGCAUGUUGGACACAUGCUCACUAUUCCUCUUUCACUUUACGAACCUUCAUCGGAGAAAUGUUAUCAGAAUGUAACGGAAUUCCAGAUUUUGACGAAAAGCCGAGUGAUAGAAGUUGUCAAAAUGCAAGAUAGUUAUAUCAGUAAAUCAUUUGUCUUUAGAGUGUUCUAUGACAAGUAG